CAGCGGAGAGGAUCUUUGAUGGUUUCAACUUGAAGGGGGGAAAAAAAUAACUUUUUUCAACUGUUUUCAUUAACGUCUUUAAUCACAAGAAAAGCUGCUUUUAAAUCGGACUGACUUUAUUUUGAGGAGGAAAAAGAGGGCUCACUCUCUGGUUGUAUCACUUUUGGAUAAUUUAGAAAUAUUAAACUUCCACAGGCCUGGAGGAAAAGUUGACAAGCAAAAGUUGGCGCCGUGGAUUUUGUUAGAGCUGAAUUCGCCAUUUUUGACUGAUGGAAGAGUCUUCAAAAUGCAACGAUUGGAUUUUUUUUAACACUUUAAUUUCUUUGUAUUAAAAUAACUUUAGCCCUACUUUUUGCAUUGCAUUGCAUUUUUCAUAUUUUAGGCCUGUGCAGUGAGCGAUGGAUCUUGUACAGAGGAGAGUUUUUGCAGCCUGGUGGCCUAUAUACUGCGCUGUUUUAUAACACUAGAAAACUGCUUUAUUUAUAGCCUUUGUAGACAGUUACAGCAACUGAGACAAUCAUCAUUCAACAACAAUGAAUACAUUUUUCGUUUUUAAUCUUAGUAAAUAUCAGAAAUAGCAGCGUUUGCAUUGACUGAUCAAAAUCUCUAAAUGUUACAGAGGAUCUGAUGUGUUUUAGUUUUACCAAAUCCCAGCAAUAGUUUAAUGAUUGAGAAAAAAAUACUUGAGUAUCUUAAUACAGUUAUACAUAACUGCAUAAUAAUAAGUUAAAUUAAUGGUUGCUGUAACUAGAUUAGUAUUGAAAUAGGGAAGUGGUUAUUUUCAUUAUUAUUAUUAUUAUCAUUAUUAUUAUUAUGAGUAUAGUAGUAGUAGCAAUGGUUGUGACAUCAGUAAAACAAUAUAAAACAAGUAAAUAUCUUUACUGGGUAAAUGCGUGCAGCUUAUUUCUCAGUGACUGCACUGUUGCUGUGGAAACAACAGGUGUAUGCCACUAUUAUGACACACAGCGGUAAAAUUCAGUCAAAUCCAACAGAGUAGAGUUGUUCAAAACAAAUAUCACCACCUCCAUGUCUUAUUUGCCUGUGGCCUUUUUAUACCUGCAUGUCGGCUCACUAGCUGCUGGUGUGGCUGCCACAGAGAAGCUGACAAGAAUUUGGGACAAAUGCAAGAUCAAUGUAAAAGAAAUACAGUUUGAUUUGCAGCUAGUGAAAGGGAUGAGGGAUUUAAAAAAAAAAAUGUAGACUUAAAUGCAUGAUGCAUCUAAAGCUGUGAUGAUGUAAGGAAGACAUGGUGGAACAGAUUCAUCGUGGGUGCCGUCUGUUAGUGCCUCUUUUCUACUAUUACAUCCUUUUCUAUAAAGGUUUGCAUCAGUAUGAUAUCAGAGAUUGGGGGCGGGACAAAUGUGUUUUAUUUGGCAGGUAGACCUGGCAGGCAGCAGUUUAUGUCAAUUAGAGAAACCACACUAGUAAUACAAAUGAGUUAUUUCUUGUUCUAAUUAUGUUAAUUUACGAGGCGUAGAGUAGAUUUCAAAUUCUGCUAAUGAAUAAUUAAACAAUGUCAGUUUGUUUCACGUGUGUUGUUGUAACCACAAACAAAUAAACACCAAAGGAAAAUGAACUUGGAGGAGGCUACAGCAUAAUCACUGACUUCUUAUAUAUAAAUAUAUAUAUUUAUACUGAUAUCGUUCAUUGUAAAGCAAGUUGCAACAUUCAGAGCGUCUGCUGUGAAAGGCUCAGCUCAAAGAGAUGUUGUGGCAACACUGUGUGUUUAACUGGUCUGUGAUCUCGACUUAAGUGGGCCUACAGAGUAAAGAGAAAGGCCCGUGCACACUCUCAAGACAGACAUUAAGCACACUACAGCUGCAACUAUUUAUUAUCAGUAUUUUUCAAUGGCUUAUUUAAUGUAGAAAAGGUUCAAAAUAAAGAUGAAUGGCGAGAUCUUAAAAGUUCUGUACUUUUUUAUCCAGCAGACCAAAACCUACACAUUUGAAUGCUUUUAAUGAGCUUUUAGAUUGAAUAAUCAAAUCUAUUUACACUUUUGAAUUCACAUGUUUUUGUGUUUGUGUGUCAGUAAGCGUCUGGUGGUGGUGGUCCCCAACGAGAGCUCCUUCCCCGCGGUGCGGCGGGCCUACACCAGUGAGGACGAGGCAUGGAGGUCGUACCUGGAGAACCCACUGACAGCCGCCACCAAAGCCAUGAUGAGCAUCAACGGGGACGAGGACAGCGCCAACGCCCUGGGCCUCCUCUACGACUACUACAAGGUGCCUAAAGAAAAGAGGCUCCUGCCAGUUCCCAAAGUGGUUGAAAUUACAGAGGAACAGGAGAAGAGGGUGACGUUGCCUAGCAACCCCAGCAGCCAAAACGAGGUAGAGAUGGUGGACAAUCGGGUUCAGGUCCUGAAAUCCGUCCCCGUCAACCUGUCACUGAACACGGAGCACCAGGAGGCCAAACGGGAGCAGUUCAGCAGCUCGACGGGGACCGGUGCGGGGUCAGGGCCCGUGGUGAAGGCCGAGGUGUACACGUCCGUCUUCACGACGGGACCGGGGCUUCACUACAGGGUGGAAGGAGACGAGUCGGCGAGAGUGGUCUACGAACAGAGUCCGUAUGAGGUGACCACCGUCAGUCACAGCUCGUACGUUAAAGAAGACCAGCAGAGUCCGCCUGACAGCCCGUACGAAGAGGAGAGAGACGGGAAGUACCACACACCUUCCUCUCUGGCUACAGAUGACUUCUUAUUUCAUCAGGAGAGAGUUGACAGCUUCCGGUACACGCUGGACGCCACGCGCUCGCUGCGUCAGAAGCAGGGUGAGGGGCCGAUGACCUACCUGAACAAAGGCCAGUUCUACGCUGUGACGCUCAACGAGCUCAGCGCCAACAAUCGCCUCCGUCACCCCAUCAGCAAAGUCCGGAGUGUCAUCAUGGUGGUGUUCAGCGAGGACAAGAACCGCGACGAGCAGCUCAAAUACUGGAAGUACUGGCACUCACGGCAGCACACAGCCAAACAGAGAGUCCUAGACAUCGCUGAUUACAAGGAGAGCUUCAACACAAUUGGCAACAUUGAAGAAAUCGCCUACAAUGCCAUCUCCUUCACCUGGGAUGUGAAUGAAGAGGCCAAGAUUUUCAUCACAGUCAACUGUCUGAGUACAGACUUCUCCUCUCAGAAAGGGGUGAAGGGUCUUCCUCUCAUGAUCCAGAUCGACACAUACAGCUACAACAACCGCAGCAACAAGCCGCUGCACAGGGCGUACUCUCAGAUCAAGGUCUUCUGUGACAAGGGAGCCGAGAGGAAAAUAAGGGACGAGGAGAGAAAACUGUUCCGCAAGAAGUCGAAAGGGAAGGACGGAGGUGUAGGUGUGAUAACCGUUCCCAAAAAGUCAGAUACCACCUAUUUCAAGACCAUGAGCGACCUGGAGGCUCAGCCUGUCCUCUUCAUCCCUGACGUUCACUUUGGCAACCUGCAGAGGGCUGGACAGGUGUUCACCUUCAACACAGAAGAUAUUGAGAGAGAAGGGAGUGUGCUGGUGAAGAGGAUGUUCAGGCCGUCAGAUGAAGAUCUGUGUCCUUCACCUCACAAACAGAUCAAAGAGGAAACGCACAAGAGAGUUUUGUUGUACGUAAGAAAGGAGACUGAAGAGGUGUUUGACGCUCUGAUGCUGAAGUCUCCCACGCUCAGAGGCCUAAUGGAUGCUAUAUCCGAGAAGUACGGCGUGCCCACAGAGAGAAUAGCCAAAGUGUACAAGAAAAGUAAAAAAGGGAUCUUGGUGAACAUGGACGAUAACAUCAUCGAGCAUUACUCCAACGAAGACACCUUCAUCCUCAACAUCGAGAGCCACGCAGACGCCUACAAGGUCACGCUGACAGAGAUCUGACAGCUCGUCAAAGACUGCGGGAUAAGACAAAAGAGAUGCUGUGACUGCUGGUUGGCUGAAAUCUACAAGGCUGCUAUUGACUGGCUGAUAAGCUGACUGACACUAGAGACAGUCCAUCGGUGGUGUUGCUCUGAGACCACCUCUGAUCACCCUGACACUGUUACACAAUGAAGCAAGUCGUAUUGUCUGUGCAGGAGGACAAUGAUAUAAUAGAAAGAGGAUAUUAUAAAUUUUCUCAUGAACUGGUUAUAACACCCUCUGUGUUGUAAGGUGAAAUGAUGCCGCACAGAUCCAUGCCCUCCACUUUUUCCGAAUAUUUUUAUUGUAUAAAAGAAUUUUUAUGUUUAUUCUCAUUCUGUACAGUGUGUUUUUGUGUUUUUGCCAAAAAACACAUCAGGAGUAGCCUCAAAAACGCCUGAUGUAUUGUAUGUAGCCACAGCUUGAAUUAGUUGGUCUUAAGUAACUUAGCAGCUUCUUUGCAUGCCAGCCUUUGCUUUUGUUAAGUGUAUUAUUAUUUAUUAAUACUAUAAUUGAUUUUUUUUUGCAUUUCUUAAACAGUUUUUCCAAGAAUUUCAAGUACUUUACAUUUCAGUGACUUUCCUCGUAGCCACCCUCUUUAUUCAAGGAGAUUUAAAUGGCAUGUCCCUAUUUUUCAGCCAUGUUGUAAUAUUUACAUUUCAACAAAUGGCCAAAGUUUUUAUUUGUAGGACUUUGAAUGACAUGAUAAUGACUAAAAAAAACAAACACUGUAUACAACUUCUGAGGGGUGACAAAUGGCACUUGGUUGUUGUGUGUCUCAUGUGGCUGUGUUGAAAAAUGAAUAAAGAUAUAAACAUAGA
Seriola aureovittata is the source of this 4666-nucleotide messenger RNA. It is a transcript of the gene grhl2b, whose product is annotated as grainyhead-like transcription factor 2b. Lineage: Eukaryota; Metazoa; Chordata; Actinopteri; Carangiformes; Carangidae. Gene Ontology annotation, molecular function: RNA polymerase II cis-regulatory region sequence-specific DNA binding; DNA-binding transcription activator activity, RNA polymerase II-specific. The record is from RefSeq and is a predicted model, not a curated record. Gene Ontology annotation, biological process: brain development; neural tube development; regulation of transcription by RNA polymerase II. The transcript is spliced from 15 exons. The coding region runs from base 2007 to 3827 and encodes 606 amino acids. Gene Ontology annotation, cellular component: nucleus.